Messenger RNA from Racocetra fulgida, 682 nucleotides. The record is from the annotation of a GenBank genome assembly. Lineage: Eukaryota; Fungi; Glomeromycota; Glomeromycetes; Diversisporales; Gigasporaceae.
UUUCCGUAGCCGACUUAUUAAAACCCAAACACAAGAUAGGAGCUCAUAAUAAUCAAGCUGAAGUUUCUGUAACUGAUCUAUUAAAAUAUAAGAGAGUAGCAAAUGAAACUUCUCUAGCUGAUCUAUUAAAACAUAAGAAGAUGGCAAAUGAAGCUUCUCUAUUAAAACCUAAACAUAAAAAAAAGGCAGGCAAAACUUCUGUAGCUAGUUUAUUAAAAUCUAAACACAAAAAAAUGGAUGAUAAACUUUCUGUAACUGAUCUACUAAAAAAGCUUAAUAAGUGGUGUGUGUAUAUAUGUAAUUGUAAUCAAUGCAAUGGUGUAGAAGUUGAUCCCCAUACUCAAAAAGCUCAUGCAGAAGAUAAAUGUUUGUGGAGUUCAAGCUAUAUUAAUAACGAUAAUGAUCAUACUAUGCCUUACGAUGAUAGUGGGUCUUAUGAUAAUAUCGAUAUUGCACCUUAUGAUAAUGCAAUUCAUACUAUUAACGAAAAUGCAGAUAAUAGUAAUAAUAAACCAGGCAGUGAAGAUGAAUCAAUUUCCGAUAAUUUUUCUGAAGAUGAAGAUUGGGAACUAGAACAAGAUAUAGUUCAAAACGAAGAAUUAUUUAAAUCACCUGAAAUUGAUAAUGACGAAUCUUUUAUUAUAAAUGAUUUAAAUGAUUCUUUGGAUACAGAGAUUAUAUU